AUGACGCGACGCGAUGACGUCAUCGGUGAUUCUGAAUCUUCGCAACGUCGUCGCACAUCAGAUGGAAUCCACCGAACCGCCAAUCUUGCUGGGAGCAGCUUGCAAUGGCAUUUGAGGGCCCAUAUGGCCGAUGAAGAACAUUCACGGUCUGCGUCCUCGUAUGAUGGCGAUGAUGACUUCGUUGAAGCUGACGAUAAUGGAGAAGACUUUGAAGGUACGUUAGAUGAAGAAGAGAUGCUCGGUGGCGUCGACUAUGCCAGUGAACUUAGAGAAUUGGAGGACGAAGGCAAUAUGGAUAUUGAAGAAUUGCGAAGGCGUUAUGGGUAUGCGACUGAAGGUAGUGCAGAGGCUGAGUGCGACAGCGGUUCUGAUGCAGAAGGAAAUGCGGGCGAAAGUGAAUCACAAGAUGCGGAAGCAAGUGAAAGCGCUGAAUUUCUGCAUUUGCCUUACGAUGAGCUAGACGAAGGCGAGGAAUCGGAUGACAAAGACUAUGCUCCGCCAGACCCUUGGAAGAAAGACGUGCGUGUAGAUGCAGGGCGCUAUCAAGCUGCUGUUCCCGAGUCAAUGAACGAUGAAACGUCACUGGCUUCGAGUGACAAUGACAAUGAUUUACCGAAUUUGCCUGUGGCAGCUCCUCGUGGAGCAUUAUGGAUGCCACCCAACAACAUCUCAGAUGCAGAAAUAGAUCGAUUUCUAGUGGAUAUAGUGAAUCUACGAGCUGCACAUGGUCAAAUCUUCUCUGAGCGUUAUUCCACGACGAGAGACGACGAAGAUGCACUGUGCGCGCUAUAUAGGAAUCAUUACGAUAUAGAGAAAGCAAAGGCAUCGUUUCCCUUUGCAAGGAUCAAUCAACCAUUUCGUACAGUUCGUGAAGGUGCGUUGGAGUGGGAUCUUGCCGAACGUGACCUUUUCGAAAGAGGUAUAGCGACGCAUGGGAAAAACUUCUUCGUUAUACAGAGAAGAUAUUUGCCAUAUAGACGUGUAGGAGAGCUCGUUGAAUAUUAUUACUUCUGGAAGAAAACGGAGAGGUACGAAAUAUUACGACGACGUGGAUUUCCUGACGGCGAUGUCAGCCUACCAACAGAAGCACAAGCCAUGCCGGCGGUGUACCUCCAACCUUACGACAGCACCCUUCCCGAAGUUUCCGGUUAUCGGACUGAAAAUGAGGGGAUGCUUCCCGACAUGGGAAAUGGUAGUUCGCAAGUUGAAACACUCAGCCAAGCGAAUCUUACCGCGACUGCCUCUUCACAACCGUCAGUCGCGGCUGGUGAUGCAGCUGCGACCCCCUCAGACGCCAAUGCCACCGGACCCGAUGCGAAAGCGACGGAACAUGGCGACAUUUGGUGGAAUGAUGACGUGCCUGUGGCACAAAGGGUAAUCAGCACAACUCCAGGAUGUAUUCAUUAA
Messenger RNA from Cylicocyclus nassatus, 1407 nucleotides. The record is from the annotation of a GenBank genome assembly. NCBI's taxonomy places the organism in Eukaryota, Metazoa, Nematoda, Chromadorea, Rhabditida, Strongylidae.